Molecule: messenger RNA, 1541 nt
Organism: Trichomycterus rosablanca
Lineage: Eukaryota; Metazoa; Chordata; Actinopteri; Siluriformes; Trichomycteridae
Gene: saxo2
Product: stabilizer of axonemal microtubules 2
Exons: 5
Coding region: 78-1487 (469 amino acids)
Cellular component (GO): centriole; axonemal microtubule; cytoskeleton
Molecular function (GO): microtubule binding
Source: RefSeq, a predicted model, not a curated record
UGUGGUGCUACACAAACAUGCGCAUUAGCUGCACCAGCGCUCCGGUCGAGAAGAGGUUAUAAAGCUUUAUAAUCAUCAUGAAGAAGGUCUGCAUCUGUAACAUCUGUAACUGCGGGCGCCACCGCUGCACUCGCCAGCCCACAGACCUCUACGGGAAGAGCGGCCAUGUGUGUGUGGUGAGCGAAUACACCGAGAAAUACCCCACGUACCAGAGCUGCCGACCCCCCCAGAGCCUGAAACCCAAACCGGAGGAGAAGGGCGAGAGGAGCCGGAUGGAGGGGACCACCACCUUCAGGUCCGAUUUCGUCCCGUAUGAAGUGACCCGGCGUCCCGGGAGACAGAGGCCGCAGUACCAGCCGCGCCCGGGCCAAAUCGACCUGUCCACCACGUACAGCCUGGAGUUCAACCCUUACGAGGUGAAGCCCAUUUCACUGGCGCGGCCAAAAGAGAGGAACCGAGGUGCCGACGGGAAACUGGACACAGUGCCCACCUACAAAGAGGAUUUUCGUCAGUGGGAAAUCACCAGGCGGGAGCCCCCCAAACCCAGGACCUCGUACCACCCCCCGGUGGAGAAAUUCGGCAACGCCACGACAUUCCAGGAUGAAUUCGUCCCCCGAGGUCCGGUCGUCCGCGAGAGCUUCAAACCCCCGAACGCCCCCAAACAGUCGGACGUUCCGCUCGACGGCGUGACCAGCCACCAGCUGAGCUACGUCCCUCACCGCGUGGAGCCGCGUUACAUCAGACCCCCUCCGGAAUACAAGCCCAGCGAGCAGCCCUUCCAGGACCUGACCACACACCGGCUGGAGUACCAGGGUCUGCCGGGCACCGCGCCCAAAAGCUGCAAACCCGAGCGGCUCCAGUCGCCCUCGGACGCGCCGUUCCAGAGCAGCACCGAGUUCCGCGAGCGGUUCCAGGCGUGGGCCGUCCCUCCGCCAAGGGCUCCGAGAGCGCCCGAGUACACCAGCCCCACCCAGGACAUGGACCUGACCACCACCACUCAGACCACCUACGUCAGGCACCGCAUCCAGCCGUUCGUCCCCGCCAAGCCCUUCCUCAGGCACGCCCGCUCCUCGGCACCCUUCCAGGCCGACACCACCACCAAGGAGGAUUUCAAACCCUGGACGCCCCAGCGCCGAACCGUCGCCUGCAAACCCUCGGAGAUGCCGCGAGCCAGCGGCAGGAUGGAGGACCUGAGCACCUUCAGGGCUCAUUACAUCCAGCACCAGCUGCAGCCCAAUCCCAGCUGCAAGCCCCUCGCCGCCCCCCUGAGGAGCCAGGCGCCCCUGGAGGAGGGAACCGUGUACCGCACCGAGUUCACGCCCAAAAAGAUCAAGGCGUGUCCGGCCAGCAGCGAGGCUCCGCCCGGGUUCGUGUUCGAGAGAGUGGACGACGCGGGACACAGGUUCUACCGCAGAGUCUCGGCCCGGGAUCAGGUGACCACAGGACAUGAGGUCGAGACCCCUAAAGCCGUGGCCAUCAUGGCGUGAGAGAGGGCGUCAGCACGUCCAGCUCCGAGGAUCAAAGUAAAAAUGAUCGACAAA